AUGCUAAAUGGCCGGAUAUCUAUCAUUGUGGACAAACAGAGUUUGAUCUUACGCAGACCAAAGGAAAAGAAAGGCACACACCUAGAAGAAUCACAUGAGUCUCACUUCGAAGCCUCACAGAAGUCAGCACUGAAAGUCGUGGGUGACCCAUUGCCCUGCAAGUGGCAGCUUUUCACUAACAACAGUGCUGGGGGUACUGAGUGGGCAGAAUACCUUGUUUCGGGAGCUGCCCUGCCCACUUCCUCUCCCUCCUCCCAAUCCCGGAGGCUUCCAAGCCAUCUGACAAGCACGUCUCCCCCUUGGGAUCUGUUCCGGUGUUGGUUUUACCGGACAGUGACCAAAAACGAGGGGAAACUCCUACAUCUGGGGACUGCUCCAGAAACCCUGCCUGAUCCUGCCCCUCUCACUGACAGUCUCCUCGCUGCUCCCUACAUCUUCCUCUCCGCCGGAGCUGUCCAGAAGGGGGAUUUUGGACCCAAAGGAAUCAGGAUGAAAGGGGGUGGGGGGAACGGGCUGGAGUUUGCAGCCCCGAACGGGCUCGCGGGGAGUUGGGCCCUGACGCCCCUGUCCCGGCAGCCCCGGCCUGCCGCCCCGCGGGAAAGCCUCCGGCCCGGCGCAGGAUUCGGCCCAGCAGCGCCACCGUCCCACCCGGAGGCCCCGGGGGAUUCGAGGGGGCGCGCGGAGGCCCGGGGUGCGGGGGCAGGGCGCGGCCGCCGUGGGGCCUACCGGCCCGAGGCCUACCGGCGCCCCCCCACCCGCCGCACACCCCCACCUGGCCCGCGCAGGCCGCUCCGCUCGCCCCACUGCGGCUCCGGCUGGACCCCUGCCCGCCCGCCGUCGCCGCCCGCGGGCGCCCCGGAGGCCCUCAGGCCCCCGGCCUCCACCACCCGGGCGCCGGCCCCACUCACCCUUUCAUUCUCCGCCCGGGGCCUGGCGUGGGCCGGCGAAUCCCCGGCCUCACGUAAGCGCGCUCGCCGCCCGCCCAGCCUGCGCGGCCCAGCCCGCCGCCCUACGGGAGCCCGGGGAUGUGGGCCGGGCCUGGGGCCGCCUAUGCUUACCUUUCAGCUGCUUUUUUUUUUCUCCUUCCCCCCUGUUCCCUCGGCUGGGCUGACAGAUCAGAGUGAGAGGCGCUGGCAAUGGACUAGGAAGCUUGGCUGCCGCUGCUACUGCUCCCCCCUGGGCUCCGGCGAGAGCUUUUCCCUGUCAAGCAAGAGGGGUGAGGAUCAUAUUUUUAUUUUGGAAACUAAAAAGUGCUCCCAGGGUCGGUGAUUAUUAAGGGGAAAUCCCUGAAUAUACUCUGCAGCCAAGAAGGCAGGGCUGCCGGGGCUGUACAAGAAGAGGCAGCAGCCUCCUACAGCACCACUACAGGCACUGCGAGGACAUAACACCAGAGAGCUGCUCCUCUGCCCUCCGAAACGACAACUUUCCUACCAUCUUGGAGGCAGAGCAAAGGGGGGCCAGGGGGAAAAGUGCACCCGCUCCCGAUAAAGUACAAAUUUUUACUUCUCAUCUCUGGAAAAAAGUCCACACCGGCCGUCUACACCGGCGCCUGGGGGAGAAAGCAGGGAAGAAACGGGGGGUGCAUGAGAAACGUUUUCAUUUGCUCCAGGGGGAAAAAUGUUUCUGCAUCUUCUGAUGGAAAGAAAUCUUUACAAGACACAGGUUUUCCGGUGAUUAUUGCUUUCUAUUUUCUAUUUUUAAUUUUUUUCAUGUUAGUGAUUGUGAUAUUUUAAUAUUUUUUAGGCCAAUAAUAAUUUUUCUCCAUUACAGGGCUAAGUUCUGUGGCUGGUGGUCAGUUUGUAAAUUUAUACUUAAAGAGACUUAAUAGUAACUUCAUUUAUUUGUCUAGUUAUGUUAUUGUAUAUAUAAAUAUGUUUUCAGAUAUUGCAUAUAAAAAUUUGUGUUACAUGUUACUCUCAAAACUGAGAUUGCUGUAAGACAAUUGUAAAAAACAUGUCUCUCGUCUAUUUCUCAAAGCAAUGUAAAUAAAACCUAUGGACUGUCCA
Messenger RNA from Nomascus leucogenys (northern white-cheeked gibbon), 2006 nucleotides. Its product is annotated as actin cytoskeleton-regulatory complex protein PAN1-like. Lineage: Eukaryota; Metazoa; Chordata; Mammalia; Primates; Hylobatidae. The record is from RefSeq and is a predicted model, not a curated record. The transcript has 4 exons. The coding region runs from base 1 to 1269 and encodes 422 amino acids.